AUGGGGGCAGUCAAGAUUGAUGGCAAGGCUGUUGCGCAGAAGAUCAGGGAGCGCUUGGCUACUGAAAUCCGUGAGAAGCAGGAAGUGAAUCCACGAUACAAGCCAUGCUUGAAGAUCAUUCAAGUGGGGGACCGCCCCGACUCAACCACAUACGUCCGAAUGAAAUUGAAAGCUGCUGAAGAGGCUGGCAUUGAAUGUGCCCUGAUCCAUCUCCCAGAGACAAUUUCAGAGCCCGAGCUGGUACAGCAGAUCACCGAGUUUAACAACGACCCGUCCGUCCACGGUAUACUCGUCCAAUUGCCCCUGCCAAAACAUCUAUCGGAACACACCAUCACGUCUGCCGUGCUCGAUGAGAAGGAUGUCGAUGGUUUCGGAGCUACAAACAUUGGCGAACUUGCAAAGAGAGGCGGGAAACCAUUUUUCGUACCAUGCACGCCGAAGGGCGUCAUGGUUCUUUUGCAGGAGGCCGGGGUAGAGCUCAAAGGCAAGAACGCCGUGGUCCUUGGCCGCAGCGACAUUGUCGGUAGCCCUGUCAGCUAUCUGCUGAAGAACGCUGAUGCAACCGUCACUGUGUGCCACUCGAAAACACAGAACCUGAAAGAGGUGGUUAAACAGGCCGAUGUGUUGGUUGCCGCCAUCGGGCAACCUGCUUUUGUCAAGGGUGACUGGCUGAAACCUGGUGCUGUAGUCAUCGAUGUCGGCACGAACUACAUCCCCGACCCCUCGAAGAACUCGGGUCAGCGCCUAGUGGGAGAUGUUGAGUUCGAGACGGCAGUCGAGGUUGCUUCCUAUAUUACACCUGUGCCUGGAGGUGUUGGUCCCAUGACGGUGGCCAUGCUCAUGCAGAACGUCGUCGACGCUGCUUCAACAUAUUUCGCAAAAUUAAAGGCCAGGCACAUCAUCCCUCUUCCCAUCAAGCCUCAGACGCCCGUACCCUCGGACAUUGCGAUCUCGCGUGCGCAGCAUCCCCGACAUAUCACUCACAUUGCCAGUGAUGUUGGCAUUGCGCCACACGAGCUGGAGCAGUACGGGCCGUACAAGGGCAAGGUCGACCUCUCUCUGCUGUCAAGGCUCGAGCACCGCAAGAACGGAAAGUACAUUUUGGUCGCCGGCAUCACGCCGACGCCCUUGGGAGAAGGGAAAUCCACGACUACGAUGGGUCUUACCCAGGCUCUAGGAGCGCAUCUGGGUAGAUUGACCUUUGCUAAUGUGCGACAGCCAAGCAUGGGGCCGACCUUUGGAAUCAAAGGCGGCGCGGCAGGCGGUGGUUACAGUCAAGUCAUCCCCAUGGACGAAUUCAACCUUCAUCUGACAGGCGACAUCCACGCCAUUACUGCUGCGAACAACCUUUUGGCUGCGGCUAUUGAUACGCGUAUGUUCCAUGAAUCUACCCAAAAGGAUGGACCACUAUACAAGAGGUUGGUUCCUAGCAAGAAAGGCAAGCGCGAGUUUGCCCCCGUUAUGUUCCGACGCCUGAAGAAGCUCGGCAUCAACAAGACCAACCCUGACGACUUGACGGAGGACGAAAUCCGUCGCUUCGCCCGGUUGGACAUUGACCCCGACUCCAUCACCUGGAGGAGAGUUCUGGACGUCAACGACAGAUUCCUGCGAGGGAUCACCAUCGGUCAGGCUCCGACCGAAAAAGGCCACACUCGACAGACGGCGUUCGACAUCUCUGUUGCGAGCGAAUGCAUGGCCAUCCUUGCCUUGAGCAACGACCUCCGUGACAUGCGUGAACGUCUUGGACGGAUGGUCAUCGGGUUCUCGAAGUCCGGCGAUGCCGUCACCUGCGACGACAUCGGCGCUGGUGGAGCGCUGACUGCCCUCAUGAAGGAUGCGAUCAAGCCCAACCUCAUGCAGAGCCUGGAGGGAACUCCAGUAUUUGUCCACGCCGGACCAUUUGCCAACAUCAGCAUCGGCAACAGCUCCGUCCUUGCCGACAAACUGGCCUUGAAGCUGGCCGGCACUGAGCCGGAUGAAGACCAUGAAUCCAAAGCCGGAUUCGUGGUCACCGAAGCCGGCUUCGACUUCACCAUGGGCGGAGAACGGUUCUUCAACAUCAAAUGCCGGUCUUCGGGCCUUGUGCCCGACGUCGUUGUUGUCGUGGCUACCAUCCGUGCGUUGAAGGUGCACGGCGGUGGCCCCGACAUCUCAGCAGGAGCGCCACUCCCGGAAGCCUACCGCACCGAGAAUGUCGACAUGCUGCGCGCCGGUUGCGUGAACCUCAAGAAGCAUAUCGCCAACGCCAAGUCGUACGGUAUCCCUGUAGUUGUCGCGAUCAACAAGUUCGACACGGACACCGAGGCCGAACUCAGGGUCAUUGAAGAAGAGGCUCUCGCUGCCGGUGCCGAGGCCGCCGUGCCUGCAAACCAUUGGGCCGAAGGCGGCGCCGGUGCUGUCGAACUGGCCAAGGCCGUCAUCUCGGCUUCGUCCAAGCCGAAGGAUUUCAAACUCUUGUACGAUCUUGAGGGAAGCGUGCAGGAGCGUAUCGAGAAGAUCGGCAAGGACAUGUACGGCGCGGCAGCCGUCGAGUUCAGCGAGUUGGCCCAGAAAAAGGUCGACUUGUACACCAAGCAAGGCUUUGGCAAUCUGCCCAUCUGCAUUGCGAAGACUCAGUAUUCCCUCAGCCACGACCCUGCUCUGAAGGGGGCGCCGACCGGCUUCACCGUCCCCAUUCGCGAUGUCCGGCUCGCCGUCGGUGCGGGAUAUCUGUACGCCCUGGCCGCUGAUAUCCAGACCAUUCCUGGCCUGCCUACAGCUCCAGGAUACUUGAAUGUCGAUGUGGACCCGGAGACGGGCGAGAUCGAUGGCUUGUUCUAG
Capronia coronata CBS 617.96 is the source of this 2820-nucleotide messenger RNA. Its product is annotated as C-1-tetrahydrofolate synthase, mitochondrial. The record is from RefSeq and is a predicted model, not a curated record. Lineage: Eukaryota; Fungi; Ascomycota; Eurotiomycetes; Chaetothyriales; Herpotrichiellaceae. The transcript has a single exon. Gene Ontology annotation, molecular function: formate-tetrahydrofolate ligase activity; ATP binding; methenyltetrahydrofolate cyclohydrolase activity. Gene Ontology annotation, cellular component: cytosol. Gene Ontology annotation, biological process: tetrahydrofolate interconversion. The coding region runs from base 1 to 2820 and encodes 939 amino acids.